UUCUGUUCGCUCUCGCCACAUCCUUGUCCCUUGGGUUUGUCUAACUUCCGCCCCCUGCUUUCACAGACCACCUCGUCCUAAAUAAAACCUUCCUCUCCUCUCUCUUUAUACAACCCCAUUCCAAAUUUAGCAACUCUUUCUCUCUCUCUCUCUCUCUCUCUCUCUCUGAAGGACAAUCCAUUUGAAACCAAACAAAGAGGGUGCAAAUUGUUUGCCUGAUUAAAAAGUUCAAAACUUGUAUUCAAAACAGUGGAGUUGGUGCGCAAAGGACAUAAAUUUGUGGAUUUUGUGAGUAGAUUGAAUGCUUCUGUGAUCUGGGUUUUUGCGAAAUCGAGGAUCAAACACAUUUAAGGAGAGAAUCCUUUCGGAUUUCGUGUUUUUUUUUGUUUGCAUCUGGGUCUUGUUAUUGUGGGUCGGAAUGUUGGAGUGAUAAGAAAUAGUAAAAUGGGUUGAAUGUAUGCUGGUUUUGGGAUUUUUUAAACAAUGGAGCGACGCGUAUUAAUUCGGUGAAAUGAGCAUUUUAUAAAGAUUAGAUAAGGGUUUUAAAAUGGAGGGUAAAGAAGAUGGUGAAGCAUACGAAGAGCGGCCUCCGUCGCCUGCUCAGGUUUUGCAGGAAAUAUCUGAGGGGGCAUUUAAAGUGGCAGGGGAAACACUGCAAAAUGUGGUCUCAGGUAAAUCGAGCAUGCCACCACUGGCACCGGGGCAUACGCGCUCCCAAAGUGAAGUUGUAACUACGACACACAGACGGAGCAAUAGCUUUCAAAAAUUGAAAACUCAGAUGCAGAAGGCUUGGAGAUGGGGUGGAAGUUCGCGGGAUGGUUUGCGGUUGUCUUUCAAUCCUGAGGUUUUGGCAAACCAAAAACGCCAGUGGUAUCAGCGUUACUCCAAAUCAAAGGGCCAUAUAAAAUAUACCGAGCCAACUUCACUCUUUGAGCAUUUUAUUAUUGCGGGGCUUCAUCCUGAUGCUAACCUUGACACUGCGGAGGAUGCAUUUGUUAAAAGAAAGAAAUGGGAGAUGGAGAUGAUAAAUUGCGGAAUUGUUGACCUUAAAUUGCUACAGCAGCGGGGACCUCCAAUUCCUACAUUAGAACCUCAGAUACUUUUUAAAUAUCCUCCUGGGAAGCGGUUUGAUAUGCGUUUGACAGAUUUAGCUUCCUUUUGUUUUCCUGGAGGGGUUAAGGCACGGUUAUUGGAGAAGACUCCGUCACUAAGUGAUUUAAAUCAAGUUGUUUAUGGACAGGAGCAUUUAGGCAAAGAUGAUUUAUCAUUUAUUUUCUCACUCAAGGUGGCAGACAAUGCAACACUUUAUGGUGUUUGCCUGCACGUGUCAGAAAUUGUUCAGAGGCCUCCUGCUAUCUUAGGCAUCUCAUCACCUAAUUCUCAUUCGACAGGAGGACUCUUCCGCUUUUUGGUUUCUGCACCUCGAUGCUACUGUGUGCUAUCCAGAGUUCCUUUUUUUGAGUUACAUUACGAGAUGCUGAAUAGUAUCAUUCAACAGGAGCGUCUGAAGCGAAUAACACAAUUUGCUAGUGAAAUGGCCCUCAAUGAUUUUGUCCCUACAUUGCCCAAAGUACAAGAUUAUGAUAAUGAGUCCCCUGAGAGGGAGUCUUUUGAUAAUUGGAUGGACUCCGCAAUACCAGUGAACAGUUCAAUUGCACUUACAGUUGCUGGUGCAGGAAUCAGACCGGAGGAUGAGACUCCACCUUCUUCACUCAAGAUAUGGGAACUGCAGUCCCCUGAAAGUGUUUCUGCUAGCGAAAGUUCAGAUUUUUGUCAAGUACGGUAUUUAGACAAAGAUGGUAGAAGGGAUUCACAAUGUUCUGAUGACUAUGGUUUUGAGGCCUCUGAAACUCGUUCAGAGGCUUCAGAAAGAAUAUGCGCAAUCUAUGGAAAUGACCAUACUUCUCCAGAGGUUGGGACAUCUUUCUCCACCAGGAAUCGCACAUUGGAGCGUCUUGGCAGUUCUGAAUCUCUAUUCAGUCCAGCUAGAAGCAUGGUAUCGGAGGAUGAAGAUGAUGACCUUUCCUCAACGUGUGAGAAAGAGUUUGGUGAUGAACUAAUAAUGGAAUGGGCUAGGGAGAACAAGAACGAUUUAUUACAGAUUCUUUGUGGUUUUCAUGCUUUGCCUCUCCCGCAACGAGGAAGUGAGUUUUCUUUUCAACCUCUUGAACACCUACAAGCUACUGAGUAUAGGAGACCUUCAGUUGCUGCUCUUGGUUUUGAUGAGAAUAGUGUUGAUUCAUUUGAAGAUCCUGGGGUCAAUGUUAUGUUAGCUGCUGCUGAGGAAGCGCUUGCACUAUCAAUAUGGACAACUGCAACAAUUUGCCGAGUUCUCUCCCUUGAAAGUAUUUUGUCAUUGCUUACGGGAGUAUUACUAGAAAAACAAGUGGUGGUAGUGUGUCCGAAUCUGGGUGUGCUAUCAGCUACAGUAUUGUCUCUCAUUCCCAUGAUUCGUCCAUUUCAAUGGCAGAGUUUAAUGCUUCCUUUUCUUCAAUAUCUUCAGGUUCUACCAGGGAAAAUACUUGAUUUUCUUGACGCCCCAGUUCCAUUUAUUAUUGGGAUACAACAGGUUCCUGCAGACCUGAAGAGGAAAACGUCGGAUCCUGUUCAAGUUAAUGUGCAAAAGGAUCAGGUGAAAAUGUGUCAUUUGCCGUCACUUCCAGGACAUAAAGAUCUAGCCACUGAAUUAGGGCCCAUCCAUGCUAGACUGUCGCGUGAAGGUUCAUUUGCUCAAAAGCAUCCUGUAUAUAGGUGCAACGAAGUGCAGAUCGAAGCUGCAGGCCAGUUUUUGGAAGUCAUGAAGAACUACGCGGAAUCACUUUGUUCAGAUCUAAGGUCUUACACAAUAACAAGUGUACAAUCAAACAGUGACAGGGUAGAGAAACUAACACUGUUUCUUUACUUCUUAAAGAUAGCUUUAUCGAUUCCUUUCCGAGCAAGGACAGACAAUUUAUGAAGUUAUUUGUGGACACACAGAUGUUCACUGUUCUAACUGACUCUCGUUUGUCAAGCUUCGAGAAUGGUGACCCCUAAGAGAAACCUGAUACAGAAGUUAAAUGAGCACAUCAUUCGAAGAUUCCAAGUUGCAACUCAAAGAUUUGUCUCAAGGAUAACGACUUCUCCAACUGUUGACGAAGGACGAGGUGCAAGUAACUUGGAGGGAAGGGGUGGAAUGGCUCCUGGCCCGGUUGGGAUGGCCUGCCGAAGGAAUUUUAUUCAACCUAACAUGGUUUGGGAGCUUCUAUCUCUGCAAACUGCUAGCUAAAGCUUGCAGCAAAUACUUUGCAACAUAAAAGUUAGGGGUGUGCUAUCCACACAUCCCUUUUUACUUCUCAUACACCCUUGUUAACUUUUGUCCGUUGAUCUUCUUUAAUUCAUCCGAUCCGACGGUUGAAACAAAAAAGGUGUGAGAGAAGUAAAAAAGGGUGUGUGGAUAUCACACCCCAAAAGUUAUAGUCCAAAGUGCAAAUCUCCACACCAAUGUAUUGUAUUGCACACCCUAUAGGAUCAUAAUCCCGAUAUUUUACGGGAAUAUGAUGUUCGAUGUAACGAAUUUCUGUAUCGUAUCAAAAAUCUUGUAAAUGUCAAUGGACAUAAAAGAUGUUGCUUCUGAUGUCAAUAAAACGUAAGAGAGAAAAAAUCAUGGGUCCUGAAAAAUAUUGACACUA
Molecule: messenger RNA, 3668 nt
Organism: Malus domestica (apple)
Lineage: Eukaryota; Viridiplantae; Streptophyta; Magnoliopsida; Rosales; Rosaceae
Source: RefSeq, a predicted model, not a curated record